UGUAAUCGCCUUCACGUGGAUUUGUUGUAAACUUUGUGUAUCAUAAAUGUGUACAAGCCUUAUUUUUGCAAAAAAUACUUUUAUUUGACUUUAGUAAGACAUGAAAAAUAUGACAAUAUCUUUAUAAGAGUAGUGUUGUCUUCUGAGUUCAAUGGAGAAUGUUAAUCGAUUUUACUUCACGAAGGAUCAGUUGGCUAAUUCGCCUAGUCGAAAAUGUGGUAUCGACCAAGCUAAAGAAUUGUCAUAUAGGCAACAAGCAGCCAAUUUCAUACAAGAUAUGGGUCAACGUUUACAUGUCUCUCAGCUGUGCAUUAAUACUGCAAUUGUGUAUAUGCAUAGGUUUUAUCUGUACCACUCAUUUACGGAUGUCCAUAGGAAUAGUCUAUCCAUUGCUGCUUUAUUCCUAGGAGCAAAAAUUGAAGAACAGCCUAGGAAAUUAGAACAUGUUAUAAAAGUUGCUCAUGUCUGCCUUCAUAAAGAUGCCCCACCAUUAGAUGUUAAAUCAGAGGCAUAUUUAGAAAAACAGUAUGAAGUAGUUGCUCUUGAAAAUAUUUUACUUCAAACUUUAGGAUUUCGUCUUGCAAUUGAACAUCCACACACUUAUGUUGUUAAAGUGUGCCAACUUGUCAAGGCUAGCCGAGAGCUCGCCCAAACCUCUUAUUUCAUGGCUACAACUAGUUUACACAUGACGACUAUGUGUCUACAAUAUGAACCACCUUUAGUAGCAUGUGUAUGCAUCCAUUUAGCUUGUAAAUGGUCUAGUUGGAAGAUUGAGCCUUGUUCUGAGGGAAAAGAAUGGUAUUAUUAUGUAGACAAAACAGUUACAUUAGAACGUCUUGAAACUUUAACACAAGAAUUCAUAGCAAUAUUGGAAACAAGUCCACAUCGUUUCAAGCGGAAAUUUAUCCAGCAGAAAGAUGCCCAUGGAUCUAAAGGCAUUUUGGAUGAAUCAUCUAAUCCUGGAAAACAUUCAUCUUUUUCAUCAGAAAGCAAGAUAGAUUUUUCAAGGAAAGAUUCUUCUCCGGGACCAUCAUCAAUUUCUUUCAACCUUUGUAGUGACACUGAUGAAAAGCCUGCUGUAAAAGUUGAAGGAACAGAAAAAUCUACUACUCCUCUUAUGCAACCUGCUCCACUUAAAAAGGAAAAGAUUAAAGUGGAACCUUCACAUUCCAUAUCUAUAGAAGCUUAUCGUGAAAAAAGGGAAAAAGAACGAUUGGAACAUAAAAGUUCUGUUGUGCCUCCUGAUUUAUCAUCUGUUCAUCAAACUGGAAAUAGUAAAUCACAGCAUGCCUUUAAUGAAAAUGAGAGGAUUCAUCAUAAGAGUGUUGUUAAACCAUCCGAGCUUCCUUCACAUUCUAAAGAAAAAGGAAGUAAAAGUAGUACUGUUAAAGAUAUUCUUACUAAUCCUACCUCACAGAACAAAUUGAAUCAUCAGUUGCCAAAAAUGAAUUCUGAUGCUUCUUAUGCUAAAGAUAAUAAGCAUUCUUUGGAUAGUGUGUCACGGAGUUCUGCUCAUGUAUCAAAUGAUCCUGUAGUUAUUUUAGAAAGAUGUGAUGCUAAAUCAGAAAUAAAAGAUGUAGCAGAUUCUGAUGUACGUGAUUCAGCCAUGCAUUCUUCGAAUGAUAAAUUAACUGUCAUGGACCAUACAGAUGAUGAUGUUCAAGAAAGUGCAUAUGAGCAGGAAGCUGCCCUUUCAGUAAAAAGGGUCAUUGAAUCUGCUCAUAAGAAAAAGCAUAAAGCAAAUUCUCUGCACAAUAGUCAAAAUGCUUUUCAACCAAUAUCUCAGGGUACCCCUCUGAAACAGAGCCCUGCAAAAGACAUUAAAACUAAUGGUUCCAAAGAAACUGAUGUGGAUGCUAGGGUUCAUACUCCUUUAGUUAAUGACGUUGGGAGUAAAAGUGCUGAAAUUUUACCAAGCAAACAUGAGCGGCGGGAAAAGCAUAGAAGCAAGCAUUCAGCUCAUUCAUCAAAAGACAAAUCUAUAAGCAAUCACUCUGAACAAAGUACUCCUGGAAUUAAAGUUAAAAUUCGUAAGGAUAUAAUUUGUCUUCCUGAAAAGCCUCCAGCUGUGGAUAAAAGUGAAAGUCCAAAAAAAGCUAUUAAGUUAAAAAUAAGACCUCAUUCUCAACCUACACCUGAGCCUCCUAAAAUAAAAACUGCCAAUCCUCCUCCUACUACUACUCCAAUUAAACUAGUGAUAACCAAAGAUAAAUCUGGAUCUGGCUCUUAUAGUACUUCUCAUAAAAAUGAACGUGAAUCUAGGAAACGUGUACAUAGUCCAGCCAACCAAGAUUCAAAUUCUAAAAAUUUCUAUGAGUCAUCAUCUAAGUAUGCUAAAGUUGACCACUCUCACAAAAGUCACAAUGCUGAUGGAUCCAUUGCUGUGCCUAAGCAAGGCAAAAUUUCCCGGCAUGGCAUUCAUCGUAGCAAUAUGAACACUCAACAAGCGUCAAAUGAUUUGAGUUCUGGGCGCUUGCAGCAUCAGGUGAAUGAUGCUACUGUGUAUAAUAAUGUUGAUGUUGGAAAUUAUGGAGAGCAGCCUUUUUAUCCUCAUUAUUAUCCUUACCAAGUUACUCCUCCUCCACCUCCACCUGUACUUAGAGGUCAUGGACUACCUGUGGGAAAAACAAACUCUAACCCUCCUCUCCCACCACCAUUACCUCCUCAGCCUCCACCUCCUCCUCCAGAAUAAAGGUGGACUAAUAUUUAGGAUGCCAAUAAACUGCUCUUGAAGUAACCAGAGUCAACAACUCCAUGUUUCAGUAACCAGAAACAUGCUUUUGUAUGGAUAUAUAUAUGUAUUAUGUUUAUAGAAUGUAUAUCAAAUACAGAUUAAAGAGGUAUGCUGCCUUUCCCCUUGAGAAAAUUUAAAAAUUGUUUUGCAGGCGAGACAAAUGUGCAGAUACUAUGCAUCACAUGUGAUGUGUGUAGUUAUUUAUCAUACUCAUCUUCAUUUCGUUUUCCCUGUUUUCAGUUUAUUCAUUUUAUCGCAUUAAUAGAAGUUUGUACCAUAGCAUUUUUUCUAUUAAUACCAGUCAAGCUUUGCAGGAGAAGUAUGAAAAUAUACAAUAUACGUAGUGUGUUACGUUUUUAUUCGUACCGAAAGUUAAUAAAACAUUUUAAACUUGUAUUGAAAGUUAAUGUAACAUUUAUCUAUCUCUCUCCUUUUUAAUGAAGUCAUCUGAUAUUUUUUUCAAUGUGAAUCCAUUGCAAGUUUCAAGAGUAUACCUCCUAUUUUGAAACAGACAUCACAUAAUUUGGUACCUGGAAUUAAUGCUAUGUAUAAAAUUGAGAGAAAAAUGUAUGCAUCGUACUGUCGUUUAAUAAUUUUGUGUUUGACAAAAUUAUACAUUACGGAUGUUUUAAGUUUUUCAUAAUUUUAUUAUUAAUGUAAUAUAAAAAAUUAUUUUCAUUUUGACUAAGCUAUAUAAAUAUAAAUUGCAUAAUAUAAAUACUUUGUAAAGGUUUUGCAUCUGAGUAUGAAUUUUUUUGCAUUUUUUAUUUUAAAUGAAAUUGGUACAUAAUAAACUGUAGGCUCUUGCACUGAAUUCUUUAUCAAGUAAAUUUUAGCCAUAUUUAAUUAAUAUUAAUUAAAGCAAUAUUUUGAUAUUGAAACAGUUUAUAAUAUUUUUUAAUAGCUGAAUUUAUUAUUAAACAUAAAAUACUGAUAUUAUUAAGUACUCUCAGUUUGUAAAAGUCCUUUCAAAAUAUUUUUAAAUAUCAAAUAAUAUAGUUCUUAUAGAAUUAUUUGUAUCUGAUUAUUUAUUACACAUGAUUUAUUGAUUAAAAGUUAACUUUAUAUUUGAAAUGUCUUUCCCUUCCAAAUGGAGAAUGACUAUUCUGCAUGAUUUUUGCAUCAGUUUACAGAGUAAAUAUGAAAUAAAGUAUAAAUUUAUUUUAUUAACAAUUUUUGAAGAUUUAGUGUUGAAAGUUAUUUGAAUACUUACAAAAUAAUUAACUAUUAUAGGUAUUCUUUUAUAAAGAAAUUUUAAUAAUUGGAAAUUCGGUUAAAGCAUAUUCCUCAGUUUACAAACUAGGAUUGUUAUGAAAAUUUGAUUUCAUAUUGAAUAUUUUAUGCAACAAAAUAACAUCUCUAUUAUAAAGAUUAAAAUUUCUUAUUAUUAAGUAUUUUUAUUUGUGUUUUAAAAACCUAAUAAUAGCAUAUUUUUUUAUAAAUUUUUUAAAUAGUUUUUUUAGAGCAUUUUAUGACACAAUUGUUAUUUUUAAUUGCUACUGAGAUUUUGCAUAGAAUUUAGUUGUGCUUAAUUCUGAUUUUGGAUUUUAAUCGAUGUGUCUAAAAUUUUAUACACACACACGCUCUCUCUUUUAUUUUUAAUGAAUGCAUGAUAAGCUCCAAGUUUUACAUCAUAGUGAAAUUAAAAUUUUUUGGGGGGUAGGAGAGGAGUAGCUCGCAAUAAGACCAAGGGUAAUAAUUACAUUGUUAGCAAAUAUCUUUUAAAAGAUUAUUUUAUUUGAAAAAUGAUGUAUUAUUUCCACAAUCACAGAAAUAUCAAAGAUUAGCAGUGAUAUAGCAUAAUAUGAACUGAUGUCCAGUAUAUGUUAGUCGUUAAAUGUUUCUGACUUUAAUUACGUUUUGUUAUUAAAGGCUGUUAUUAUUUGCAGCAGUAGAGCUUAUGAUGAAUUUAUUAGCAUCAGGUAAUUUCAUAAAAGGGAAUUUAAUAAUUUAAAAUGAAAAAUUAUUACGGUCAUGAGAAAUAAGCAUGGGGGGAAAAAUAUUGUAAUAGACAUUUUUUUAAUUAAUGUUGAAGUGAUCUUUCAUGUGAAUAUAAAGUAUUUGUCAGGCUUCUGGAAAUUUUUUCUGUGGACAAACUGGCUGUUUUUUGAUGUUAUAUAUAUAUAUAUAUAUAUAUAAGAAAGGUAAUCCAGGCCAAUUCUCCCUCCCCCCUUGUUUCAUGGUAAGCACAUUUUAAACAGACAUUGCUAAAAAUGAAGUACGAUACAAAGCCCAAGAUCUGGAAUUGUCGGGACUUCGUCAAUUUUGGAAAUUUCUGGAUUUUAGAUGAUCAGUUUACAACUAUUAAAAUGGCAUGCAUAAAUGAUACAAAUCUGAAGUAAUUGUUUAUGAAAUAAUGAAUCUUUAUGAUCUUGAAGAGAAUCAAAAUUUACAAAAAAAAAGCUCACUGUUUGUUUGUUUUAUUAAAUAUUUCUUUUAAUGUAAAUUAUUUAAACUGUUGCAUCUCUUGUGCUAAUAUUUUCUCUUUAAUUCUGUGUCAAGUUCAGUUACAAAAUUCCAUUGUUCAAGUCCUCUAGUUGUUGUGUCGAGAAUUCUAGCUAACUUGUCGAUUGAAAUGUUUUCGUUUUCAAUAACCUCUGUGUCAUUUUCUUCACUAUCGGUAGCAGUAUUUUUGGGAUUUAGAACCAUACUACAGUUUUUGCCAUUCAUUAAUUGAUUGGAAGUUUGUCAUCAUAAAGGAAACUUCUAUUAUAUCUUUUAAUUUUUAUCGCUUCUCCGCAUUUUUUUGUGAAUUUCAUUAAUUUGAAAAAUUUGCCUUCUAUACCAUUCAAAAUCUGUAAGGUGGUUGUUUUGCUCAAUUCUGAAAUCAUUUUACUUAAGCCCGAAUUAUGCCAUUUUCUCUUACCAAGUCUGAUAUAGAGGGCAAUUACCAAAUAUACUUUCACUUUGCAGAUCUUGAUACAGCUGCAGAAUUAGAAGCUCUUUCAACAUAAUAAAAAAUUCAAACUUAAGUUUUGCUAAGAUAGCUGUAAUAACAAUAGCUGGUUAAGAAAUAAUAACCUGAAUCAAAUUAGAAAUUAAAGAAAAGCACAAUUUGCUAUGUUAACUGAAGUUAAGUUCUUCGGAAUAUAAUUAUUUUUCUUUUCCCUGUUGCAAUGCCGACAAAAGAAAACCAAUAUGAGUAGCAUACCACACCAACCAGAUAUGUCUUGGAGAGCUUCACUUAUUGCUUGGAUCAGAUAAGAAAAUGUUACUACUUCACAACCAUUCAAGGUUUAAAUGCGUGGUCGUGGUUAACAUCAGUUAGUUUAUAGUUAUUGGCCAUGAUUUGGUUCCAUAGCCAGUACGUGUAUGAAAAUCGCAUACUGGAAUAUUAGUUAGUGUGGGGGGAUAACUUUCAUGGCACAUUUUUUAAAAAAAGUUAUUAUUUAUGUGUUAUAUUCUCAAUUCCUAGACUUUUUUUAAAAAAAAUUCCUUAAUCUCCCCCCUUCCCUUUUAAUUUUUAUGUUUGGACAUUGGAUGUCUGGAUUUCAGACUUUUUACUGUAUUUUUCAUAUUAUCUCCUGAUCUCUUUGAAUAUUAACUUAUUACCUCUGAAGUUUUUCAUUUUUUCCCAACGUCUUUUGUCAUAAUUGUUUUGUUUCUGUUUACUUUCUUUUUAAUUGAAGUGCAAACAUAUUUCCCUUUCUGUUUGUUUUUAUAUUUUAUUGCAAAAGAAGUAUAUCAGCAUUGAUAUUUAGACUAGAAGUAUUCUUUGUAAAUGCAUUUGAAUUCGCUACAACAAAAGUGUUGUAUGUUAAGCUCACAGUGGUAUUCAGAAGUACAAUUUUCCAUAUAUGUUUUUAAUUUUUUUUUUUUUUUUUUAAUCUAAAAUGUGUUAUUCCUCAAAUCUCCCAGCCCCGUUUCUGAUCGAGACAGCACCGAUUUAGCCUUUCGAUAGUGCAUUGUUACAAAAUGCACAUUUUUAGUAUAUUCCUAUUAAUUCAUUGACAUUAAUAAUUUCUGCAUCUAGUACUUUUAUGUUAAAGUUUGUUUUUCUAAUAUCUGAGUGUUCGGUUAAUUGAUGGGAAUUUGAUACUUGGAAGUUUUCCAGUAUAUAAUUAAAUAUCCUUCUCUUAAAAAGAAAGUGCUAAAAGUUUUGAUGUGCUGACUUGAGUUGAUGCUUAUAUUUUAUUGAAAAUUAUGGUGCUGUAUGCAUGCUCUGAUUCUAGACUUCGAGGAGGAACCUUGUGUUCAAGGUUUAAUGUUAUUCAGCAUUCAAGUCAUUACCAUCAAUGUUAGAAGCAUCUUCUACAUCAGAAAGGUACUUAAUAAUCUUUACAGCAAGUUUAAUGUUAUGUAAUGUAUGCUAAGUAAUCUAACAGAUGUUUCAUUUUUAUCUGAAUCUUGACCAAUCUGACCAACAUUUAAUACAAAUACGAAUGCAUUUAAUACAAAUUAUAUUAAAUAAAAUGAAGUUCUUUUGUUGAAACAGAAAUGUUCAGUUGUUAUAGCUUUAAUUAUCAAUUUGAAUAUGGGAAGAAUACUUAGACAAUUCAUUUCCUAAUGAUAAUAGUUUUGCCUCUCUGUCUUUUAAUACUCCUAAAUUAAAAUUGAGAUUAUAAGUCACAGUGUUACUUCAUUUGGUUUAAUUCGGAAAUGUACCUUUUUUUCUUAGUAGUGUUUCUGUUUUUAUAAAAUAGUUCUAUUUAUAACAGAAUUCAAAAUGCUCAAAAUAAUAGGCAUUUAUAUUUAUAUUAAGAUAUUGCUUUGUGUUUAUUAACAUUUGGCAAUUGGAUACUUAUUUUAUAUUGUUUGGUGGAAGGAUGGUGUAUGAAUUGUCAUUCUCUAAUUGAUGUUUAUGCUUAUUAUUAUUUUUAGCUGAAAUGUUUGUCAUAUUUUCUUUGUGUAGUAAAAUGUCUUUUUCCCCCAAGUAAGGAUAUUAUGUUCCUUUAUUUUAUUCUUGGAUAUUAAUUUUUUGGGGGCGAAGAUAUAUGUGUUGUGUUAUAUUAUGUGUAAAUAAUACUUAAUCUGUGAUAUAGCUGCAUUACUGCAGAUUUUUUUAAAAUAAAACUUAUGUUAUUUAUUAUAAAGGCUCAAAAGUUCUAGAAAAAAAAAUAUUUUUAAUGUAUAAUUUAACUCGCGUGUCUUCGAAAGAGUUAAUCACAUGUAACUGUAUUGGUUUGCCUUCUAGUUAUUAAAACUUCUGUAUGCUUACAUCAUAAAUAACCUAAUUUUGAAUGUAAGUUCUUUUUUUCUUAAAUGAGUGAAGUGGAACUUGACUGUGUAAUAAUAAUAUAUGUUCUUUUUUCAGUUGCAAAAUAUAAGCAUGUAAGAUAAUCAAAUGUUCAAUCUUUAAGUAGUGAGUGUUUUAGUUUUUACUUGGCAUUCUGUUUUUCUUCUUUUAGGAAUAGUAUGUGCUUUUGUUUCCAGGGGAAAUUUUUUUUUCCCCCCCAAAAUAAAAGCACAUACUACUUCUAAAUGAAUUUUUUUUAAAGAAUUUUAUUUUCUGUUACUCCAGGUAAAAUUCAUGCCAUAGAAAGGAAAUAUUGAAAUUUUGACUCACUUUCAACAUUUUCAUCACCUUGUGAAUAUUUAAGGAUAAUGCAACAAAUGCUAUCUCAUUACAUAAAAUUAAAUUAAUUAGGUUAUCCUUGUUUUCUAGAAUAAGUGAUUUUGAACUCAUUUUUUUUUUUUAAAUAUCUAGAAUAUUUUUCUCAUUGUACUCUUAUUGAACUUUAUAUGUUCUUCUAGCAUUAUAUUAGAGCUUUAGUGUCCUUUAAAAAUGAUAUUUUCUAUUUAUAAAUCAUAUGUCGUUAAUCUUUUUGUUGUAAAUUUGAAUGAUAUUAGAAUGCUCAGUAUUCUUACACUGUAGUCAUUCUUGUUGGAAUUUUCUCUGUAGUAAUGCUGUUUAUCUCGUCCUUUCCCAUUUGUAAGCAUAAGAGCACAGUUCUCCAUGAACAGUUGAUGUGUUGUAAAAAUAUCCAAGUGUAUAUUUGAAAUUAAGUUUCUUCAUGUGUGACUCUGGUUCUUCAAAGAAACAGGAAACUUUAAAGUUUGACUGUUUGUGUAUUAUAGACAUUCUAAAUUUGAUAGAUUAUAUUCAAUUUUUGUUUGCCUUCAUGCAUUAUUGUUGCAAAUGAAAGGCUAGCAAUUAAUGUUAUUCUUUUAUCAUGAUGACUGAUAAGACAGACUUUCCUUGCUAGAUGUUGCAAAUUUCUUUGCACAUGCAAUUUCACGAUGCAUUGUGUAAAAAAUUUAAAAAAUUCUGAAUGUCUUCUUUAUGUACUAUAAUCUCUUAGGAUAUAAUAUGUACAUUUAAAUAAUUUAUUCUGAUACUAAAAUGUGAUGAUAUAUUAUCAGCCACAUUUUUUUUUUUUUUUUUAAACCUGUGGAGAUUGUAGAAAUGAAUUGCUUUGCAAGUGAGGCUAUUAGUAUUGAUUGAGGCAAAAAUGAAUUUAAAAUGAGUGCAUUGUUUUUUGCAUUAUGUUUUCCUGAAUAUAAAUAAAUUGUUGGUAUAAAAGUAAGGAAUAUGUUUUUCUUAAUGUAAAGAGUGCUGCUAACAUAUAACAAUUAAUUUAGUAUUUGAAAUCGAUAUAAAUCAGUCAAAAAGGAGUAUUCUAAUUAAAAUACACUUGUCGAAGCAUGCAUAUAGUUUCAUUGAGACGAUCAUCCAAUUGUUUUUAUUUUACUUACUGCUUAACAAAUCUUUUCAAACUAACUGAAGCUGAAUUUCCAUUACUGUGAUAAUUAAUUAAGAAAUGUUUGUUCAAAGUCCCUACCUCUUUGCAUGUGGAAAAUGAUCAUAUAAAAUUAAUUUUGAAUUAUUUGUAAUUAUUGUUAAUGCAAAAGUUAUUCUGUGAUCUGUAUCUAAUGCAGUACUUUCCAACAGUGCUGUUCAAGAAAUAAUGUACAAAUAUAUUUUAAGUGUUUAGAAAAUCAUAAAAUUUCAUUUGAACUGCCAAAGCUACAAGAACAAAGUUUAACUAUUACUGUAAUGUGCAAUAGAACUGUAUAAAAAGAUCUAGUAAAGAUUGUAUUUUAUUUAACAGGAGGGAGUAGGGUAGUUGAAUGAAAAGAAAGGAAUUGCAUUGAUGCAAGUUUAUGUUUAUAGAACUGUGAUUUUUUGCAUCAUGCUGGGAUUAUUUCUGUUAUGCAGAAUCACUUAAAAUUCUUGCUAUAUGUUUUAUAAUUUCAAGGUUUGCAUAAAGCUCAGGUAUUAUGGCUUUUGUUUAUUUCAUAAAUAUAAACAAUUUGAGCACUGUAAAUUUUGUAGAUGGUGUAUUUUUGUUUGGAGAUGUCUUAAGCCAGUCUUAACCUGACUAUAAUAGUUAUCAUCAGUUAAACUACAGUAAAUAGAAGGAAUGCUUGUGAGUGCAGUAUGGGAGCAAAUUAAGAAAAAAGAAGAAAUUUUUUAAAAAAAUUUUAUUAUUAUUUAUUAUUAUUUUGCUACAUUAUAUAAAGGAAAGUAACUGUGUACUAAAAUCUUAAAGGUCAAGAAUUUGCAUUUGUUCUCAAUAGAAUCAGCUGAGUUUCAGUUAAUAAUGCUUGACAGAGUAAUGGAAACUCAUCUUUAAUACACAAUGUAAAUUUUAUGCCAAAAUCUUUGAAAAAUCAUUACUGAUGACAGUAAUCCAAAACUAAAUAUUAGUUUUGAAUAAGGUACGUGAUUAUCAAUAUCCAUAUUAAAAUUUUUGUUAACACUGUAGUAAUUUAUACAUAGAAAGAUUUAUAUCUGUAUAAUAAAUUAUUUUCUAAACUA
Messenger RNA from Stegodyphus dumicola, 10436 nucleotides. RefSeq lists its product as uncharacterized. The record is from RefSeq and is a predicted model, not a curated record. Gene Ontology annotation, biological process: regulation of transcription by RNA polymerase II. Gene Ontology annotation, molecular function: cyclin-dependent protein serine/threonine kinase regulator activity. NCBI's taxonomy places the organism in Eukaryota, Metazoa, Arthropoda, Arachnida, Araneae, Eresidae.